Messenger RNA from Danio rerio (zebrafish), 4143 nucleotides. Lineage: Eukaryota; Metazoa; Chordata; Actinopteri; Cypriniformes; Danionidae. The record is from RefSeq and is a predicted model, not a curated record.
CAUGUUGGAACCUUACUACUAAGGUUUUUUUAGGUAAAACCUGCUCAUCUUGCCAUGUUAUUAAAGUUAGAGAGUUUAAGUCCUGCACCAAACACAAAAUCAACACCUUUUGCCCACCUGAGCCCUUCACAGCAGCCCUGACAACCUUUUUAUUUAACUCUUUAUUUAUUUGUCCCAUUGAGUUGUUUUCUGUCCCAGACGGCCAGCUUUUCAGCAGCUACCCCACUCCACGAGAUGGCCAUGCAUGUGGCCGCCACUCCUUAAAGCACCAUCCCACCCUGCCUUCACUCUCUCUGCGGCUCUCGCUGGCCUACACUGCACCUCAGUCAACGCUUUGAGCCCGAGCCGGGCCGUGCGGACUGUGGCUGCAUGUGACUACACAGUAAAAGCUGGUGGUGUCCAUGUUGUGACAAGUUCAUACUCUGAGUCUCCAUCUCGCCCCCCUUCUCCCCUCUCCAAACCUCCCCUCCUUCUCACCUUCCACCCCGUGGCUGAUAUAUGGCCCCAGCCCAAAAUGGCGGCCUCGACCCGAGGCACCACAGGCACAGCGUAGUUGGUGUGCUCACCAUUCAGAGAGCCCCGUCUGAGUCGACGGCCCAUGAGGUCCCUGACGGCCGUCACCUGACCCUCAGGAAAGCCCUGUCUGAAGAGAGGCCGCAGCCGGACGGAGCGUCCCGCAGCCAUAGAUCUGGUGAUGCUCCUGUUACUGCAGCCUCAUUGGAUAGUGGUCUGAGCGGCAGUGCCUUUAGCCUAUUGGAUGAAGAGGGCGGGACAAAUGCGGUGGAUAGUGCAAUUUUCCAGGUUCCCAGAUUUGGAAAGAUUCCAAACGGCACAGAAGCUGUGAAAUCCGCUCAUGGAGAUGCAGAGGGUAAGACUCAGGUGAUGGGGGAGAUAAAGAUCGCCCUGAAGAAAGAGAUGAAGACAGAGGGAGAACACCUGGUGCUUGAGAUCCUACAGUGCAGAAACAUCACAUAUAAAUUCAAGUCUCCCGACCACCUCCCAGACCUAUAUGUGAAGCUUUAUGUGGUGAAUGUGGCCACUCAGAAAAGAAUCAUCAAGAAGAAGACCAGAGUGUGUCGUCAUGAUCGCGAACCAUCUUUCAACGAAACCUUCCGCUUCUGCAUGAACCCCACCGGUCAUUCCAUUCAGCUCUUUCUUGUUUCAAACGGAGGCAAGUUUGUAAAGAAGACCCUAAUCGGCGAAGCGUACGUGUGGCUGGAUAAAGUAGACCUGCGUAAACGGGUGGUGAGCUGGCACAAGCUGCUGGCCAGCACAGCUCAGAUCCACUCCUAAAGAAGGCGGUCGAUUGAGGCGCGUGGACAGACCCGGCACAUCUCUGCCGCACUCUUUGGGACUAAACUGAGCUGAAUUUGGAGGGCCGACGCGGGGAGAUUCCCGAUUGCACUGGCACAUGUGAUUGUGUUAACCCAAGCCAUGGAGAAACAGGUGUACAAUGGUGUUUACAGGAAAGAUCUGAUCCUGAAAGAUGCAGAUCUGAAAAAAAAAAGUGAGCUGGAGAUUCACGUAAGAUUCAUACACAUGUGUACAUGCACUUUCACAAUCACUUACUGGUGUAUCUAUAAAAUAAUAUGUGUACAUUGGGCCACGACAGACAGUUAGACGAUAGAGCGAACGUUUAUUUGUUGCCAGUAAUUUGUGCAUUAUUCAUAAAGGAUUAUUUAACAGACAGAUAUCAUAUAUAUAUUAUUUUUGUAUGAUAGAGACGAUUCCGCUUUAGAUAUUUAUCCUUCUUUUACAUUCCCUCAGAUGUUAUUGUGUUGAACGAAUAUUUAAGCACAUUAUCAAUGGAUUAGAAGAGUAUUUUAUGGUAUAUUAUAGACAGAUUUAAACGAAUGAAAUUUGAUUUAUUGGGUGUUGUGAUGACUCUUUGUGUCAGUACGGUUAUUUCCACUCACACAAGUAACACACGAUACGGAAUUCAUCAGCGGAUUCAGAGAGAAUCAGGAUGAAUGCAAGUACCCAGCAAGCAUUUUUUUGUUUAAUAGAUGUCAAAUAGACGUCUAAACAUAGUCGCCUUGGCUAAAACUAGACUACAUUUGGGCUGUCAGUGAAUAGACGUCUAAGAAUACUAGACUAGUCAUCAAAUAAACAGAAAUGAAUGACUACACAUAUAAAGUCUGUCUAAUCUGUCUAUUUGUUUUGGGCUAUUCUUAGACAUCUAUUAGAUUUUCACUGACAGCCAAAGUUUAGUUUUGUUUUAGCCAAGCUGUCUACGUCUAUUAGACGUCUAUUAAACACAAAAUUGUUUGCUGGCUAAUUUAAACGUUUAAGAAAACUGCCAGACUUGCACAGAAAGCGAAUGGGGAGUCUUGUUCGAUGAAUGUGACAGAUGAAAUAUCUCAAGCAUGCAGCAGCAUCAGUUGAAAAUGUCAAAUCCAGCACUGUUAUAUGAUUUGCACUUUGAGUCUAGCAUUUUAUGAAUGUAGUUUGCUAGCUUUUUUUCUUUUUUUAAGUAGGUUCUAUCAAAAAAUAAAGAGAAAAUCAAGAAAUAUCCUGCCAUUUAAAUCAGUCAAGCACUGUUAAAACCUCCACAGAUGGAUUAGAGCUCGAAUGGAGCUCGAAUGGGUCAAUGUCAUGUCUUGUCCGGACGUUUUCAUAUCACAAUGUUAAUAUUAGCCUAUGUUUUAUGACAAACAAACUCCUAAACACUCAGGUUUCGAUGUAAAAGCCUUGCUUAAACGUUAUUAGCCGAUCUCUGCUCUAAGCAGCUUAAAAGGCGACAAUGAGGAUCAGGGUGAAGACAUCGCGUCGUUUUGAGUUUACACACAUUUUGACACACGCUCAUCUCAUAAUUUCAGAAAAGUGUGGCCACCUCAGACACUGAAAUGCCAUUAGUGUUAUCUAUAUGUUUUUUAUUAUGCCUUUAAACAGGAUGUGUGGAUAUAACCUUGCAAAACGUAACCCAGCCAUUUUACCAAGUCAAGCACUGACGGUACACAAAUGUCCAGCGUUAAGGGUGAAAUCGGCCUUUAACCUGUGCCAAACUACCAAAACCCGCAGGUUCUGUGUAUGUUAUUCUAUGCAACCCAAAAGGCAUCUGUUGUACUUAUCAUUUAAUGGCCGUAAUGCAUUAUAAUGACUUUUAUUUUGUCAUUUUAAUGUAUUUUCCCAACUGACGUUUAUUUAUAUAUAUUUUUAAUUUUGCUUGGUGCUUGUUUAUUAAUUUGAUUGCAUUUUUGACAGUUCCUUGCAGUCCGCUGUUAAACUGUAAAUGUGCAUAACUACAGUAAAUGUGUGUUUAUAGCAGAUUCAUGAAUUCAGUCACAGUGUCUGGAAAAAACACUAUCUCACUGCACUCAGCUUUAUAUACAAUGCUCGGUUCUCACUUUAUUAUAUUCUGAUCUCUCAGAAUGUGCGUUACUAUUUUUUAUGUUUACAAAUGAAGAGGAGAAAGAGCAUUCGUUGUAACCAACGCGACCUCCUUCGAAUAGCCCGUGCAUGCAUCUUUUUCACUUAAUUGCCACACUGACUCUCUCACCUCUGCAAAAUACAUAAAAAAUGAAUAUAAAAGCAGCCAUGUAAAUAAAAGAAUACUUUUCUUUUUGUACAAAUAGGUUCUUGUAUUGGUUUUCUGGUUCAGAGAAGAGCAUGUUUGAGGGAAAGGAGAAGAGCGACUGUGUUUUUGAUCUGUGUGUUACAUGUUGUACAUGCACUAGGGUAAAAGCUUUCCCCAUGCUUGCCUCUGACAGACUGGACUGGACUUGACUUGCACAACAGACACAGAUUUAACCCUGUAUAAUAAUAACAAUAAUAGUAAUAAAGAGCAGAUGCUGACCUUACUGACUCAGAGUAGAAUCAGGAAAAAGUGUGGUGUUUUCACUUUGGAUGUUGCAUGUUUUGUUGUUCAUACUAUUUUUGUGUCCAGAUUCUAUUUACAAAAAGAGAGGGGGAAAAAAAAGAUGAUGAAAAAUUAAUCAAACCUAAAUAUGUAUGCUGACUGUACAAAGAUAUGCUUGUAUAAUCCGUCUGGUUUUCCACUUAAUGUAAACUGAUGAAAAAAAAUAUUCCAACUGUCAUGGUUUUUGUGGUUGUACACAAACGGUAUUGAUAAAUUAUGCAAAUUGUGCUGUAAUAAAAGGCUAAUGCCCCAAGUCUAAAUAUUAAAUGAUAUAUGUAAAAUUC